Triticum dicoccoides is the source of this 3940-nucleotide messenger RNA. RefSeq lists its product as uncharacterized. Lineage: Eukaryota; Viridiplantae; Streptophyta; Magnoliopsida; Poales; Poaceae. Bases 10 to 1269 code for a protein of 419 amino acids. The record is from RefSeq and is a predicted model, not a curated record. The transcript has 5 exons.
GUUGUUGACAUGGCGCGUUGUCCGGUUGUGGCUCAUGCUCAAGCCACGGUUGAGCCUGGUGGUCGUGGCUGUGGCCGUGGGCGGUCUGCUGGUUGUCGUGGACGAGCCACUGGCCGUGGAGGUUCUAAUAUAGGGUGUGCCCCUGUUUCUGAUCAUGUCGCUGCUUGCCGGGUUCCUGCCGCUGGAGGUGAGCCUCUUGACAGGCGUAGGGGUGUGAGUCGGCGGGUGCCUGCUACUGGAGCUGAGCCCAUACCCAGGCAUGGGUGUGGCGCUCGGCAGAUGCCUGCUGUUGGGCGUGGCGCCAUACCUCGGUCAAGUGGUAGGGGUGUUCGUGGCCGUGUCCCUGGUCGUGGUGCUAAUUCUGGGCAUGCAGCCGCUGCUAUACAUGUGUCUGCCCCUGGUCAUUCUGCUGGUCCUGGGUACGCCGCCGCUCCUAGGCGUGUGUUGGUCCCUGGGAUUACUAGACGUUACGUGCCACGCCAGCCUGUUGGGGGUCCUCCUCGAAGCCGUACAAGUGAUGGCUGGUUUCCUUUUCUGAGCUCGACCGUGGCUGCGGUAAAUCGCAGAAAACGGAAAAUGUGUGUUGAGUUUCGGCGCGCUAGAUACGAAGAACAUGUCGUUGAUGGGCCUUUGCCGAAGGAUUGGCAUGGUUUCUCGGUUUAUGUCAGUGCGGAGGUGAUCAGGGUAGACCGCAACAGAUGGAAAAAACGGAAAGUGUCCAUUAAAUUGCGGCGUCCUGGAUGCGAAGAGAUUGUUGUUCAAGGGCCUUUGCCAAAGGAUUGGCAAGGUUUCUCAGUCAAGUUUGCCGAGUCCCUUAAAGCUUGCUAUGCAGAUAGGUCAUACUACGGCCCUCCGGAUUUCUUGUGCCAAUACUGUGGUGCCUCCUUUUGGUUUGCUGAGUGUUCAAAGUCCAGGUCAUCCUGGACACAUCGUAAGAUGGUUUAUAAUCAUUGUUGUAAAGGCGCUAAGGUAUAUAUCCCUCCCUUUAAGGAUCCCCCGGCCUAUCUCUGGGAGCUCCUUCGAUUCGAUGGUACUUCUCGUGCUAAAAAAUUCAUCCGGACUAUACGUGAGUACAAUGUAUGUUCGCUUUCACUUCGAUGGAUGCUACCAUUGAACGCUCGUUUGGUGGCAGCCGUGGACCUAAGAUUUUUAAGAUCGGUGGUCAAGUGUCUCAUCGUAUUGGUUCGUUGGUGCCUAGCGGUGAUGAUACCCCUAAGUUUGCUGAGUUGUAUAUACAUGACCCAGCUAAUGAGAUUAGACAUAGGAUGAAUGCCUUAAAUCCAGAGGAUAAGCCUACUGGGGUGUGGAUGAGAGUAUUGUGGUUGGUCUUAGAGACAUGCUUAAUGAGUUUAACCCAUUGGUACAGACCUUUAGGUAGGCAAGUAAUAUGAUAGAGGAUCGUGGUGAUGAACCCAUCGAGGAUAUCUCGAUUCGUAUUAUUGGACCUUUGGAGGGCGAUAGUCCACAAUUUAGUUUUCCUACAACCACUGGGCUUGCUGCUUUAGUUGUCGGUGGUGGCUUCACGUUAGAGGCAUCUUCUCAGGAUAUUGUUGUUUGCAGUCGUUCUGACGGUUUGCAGCAGAUAUCUUCUCUGAACACUGCAUCAUGCCUCUGCAAUACCCAUUGCUUUUCCCUUAUGGAGAGAGAGGGUUCCAGGUGGAUGUUCCUCACUUGAUUGUUCCUGAAGAAGAUGAUGAUGAUGGACCUAUAUAUAGAUCCUAAUCUUGCACCUGGAAGUCCGACCGUUGAGGCGUCCUCUUCAUACCCUUCUGGGGGUGGUGAUGCUUCCACAAAUAGUUGGAAUAGGAUGACCAUGCAGGAUUACUAUCGUUUUAUGUGCCAUUACAAGGGUGAUCAGCCCAAUCCAUGUAUAUGUUAUGGUCUCCUCUCCUCUCAGUCGGUUGUCGAUGCACGUGCGUGCAUCGAUGAAAGUAGACUUUGGUAUAUCAUAAGAAAUCAGGACAUGCUUAGAUCAGAGCACAUGUAGGGUAUUACCGAUGCGGUAGGUGAUGGGUGUGUUGAUGGUGAUGCUCUUGGGAAGAGGACCAUUGUACCUUCCAGUCACAUAGGCGGUCGUCGUUACUUCCAUGAAAAUUUCAAUGAUGGCCUUGCCGUUUGUCGGGUGCACGGUGCCCCUGACAUAUUUACCACUUUCACUUGCAAUCCCAAGUGGCCUGAGAUCACCAGUGCAUUGGAACCAGGUCAGACACCUUCUGAUAGGGCGGAUAUUGUUGUUAGGGUCUAUCACAUGAAGCUCACCGAGUACUUGGACGAGAUUAAGUCAGGCCUGGCUUUUGGCCCCAUUACGGCUGGUAUUGUGACUGUUGUGUUGUGUGUGUGUGGUCGUUGUUUUUAAUGAUGUUUUACUUCUUCUGUUGGCUGGGCUGUCUAAUUGAGCUUUUAUGUCCUUUUUCAGUGUUGUAUACCGUUGAGUUCCAGAAGCGGGGACUGCCUCACGCGCAUAUACUUGUCUAGCGGAGAGGGGGUAACGGUGAGAUUGGUGUUGAAAAUAUUAAUUCAUUAAUAUCUGCUAAAAUACCUGAUGCAUUGCUUGAUCCUCUAGGAUAUGCUUUAGUUUCUGAGUUUAUGAUGCAUGGUCCGUGUGGUGAAAUGAACGAUAAAUGUGUCUGCAUGAAAAAGGGUGUUUGUUCUAAAUAUUUCCCAAAAGAUUUUAGAGAUACCACUGUCAUUGAUGAUAAUGGGUUUGCCUUAUAUCGACGUCGUGACGACGGUCGAAGGGUCUAUAAAAAUGGUCAUUACCUUGACAAUAGGCAUGUUGUUCCUUAUAAUAUGGCAAUGCUCAAGAAAUUUCAGGGACAUAUAAAUGUAGAGUGGUGUAAUAAGACACAGGUGAUGAAAUAUCUCUUUAAGUAUGUGACCAAAGGUGCUGACUACUCUAAGGUCAUGUUAGAAAGGCUAAAAAAUUGACUAAAUCUGGUUGUCGUAUGGUAGAUGAGGUUCAGGAGUAUCUGAUAUGUCGGUAUAUAUGUGAGUAUGAUGCAUUGUGGCGCAUAUUUGGGUUUGAAAUACACUUUAAAAUGCCGUCGGUUCAAAGGCUGGCCGUUCAUAUGCCUGGCAUGAAUACUGUCUACUAUCGUGCUGGUGCUGACCUCACGAAAAUUGUUGAUUCUGACUUCUUGCGAAAGACUAUGCUUACCGAAUGGUUUGUUGCGAAUGAGAUGUUCGAAGAGGCCCGAUCAUUAACUUAUUGCGAUUUUCCAUCUGCUUGGACCUGGGACGCUAAAAGUAGGUCAUGGCAUCCAAGGGGUAGGGGUGAAAAGAUUGGCCGCGUAUAUUAUGUACAUCCUUUGAGUGGUGAGUUGUAUUACUUGCGCAUGCUUUUGAUGAUUGUUAAGGGGGCUAGGUCAUUCGGAGAUCUCCGAACAUAUGUUGCUCGUCUUUAUCACACCUUUAAAGAAGCUUGUGCCGCGCAUGGUUUGUUAGGAGACGAUAACGAGUGGUACAUAGCGUUUGAUGAAGCGGUUGUCUGGGGGUUUGGGCAUUGACUUAGACAACUAUUUGUGACUAUGCUCAUGCAUUGUUCUAUCAAGGAUGAGAUGGGUUUCUUUGAACGUUACUGCGCUAGCAUGUACGAUGAUAUCCAACAUGGGUUCCAUCGUGCCCUGGGUAAUCCAAACUAUGAUGUUCCUCCUGAAAGAUUGAGAAAUAUGCUUCUUGACGAGUUGGCCGACAUUUUCUUGAAACAUGGUUCUGAUAUAAGAAGUUUUAACUUGCCGUCUCGCUCUAGCGAAGGUGAGCAGUCUGAUGAUAAUCGUCUAAUUCGUGAGGAACUGUCUUAUGAUGCAUGUGCUCUAUCUAAACAGUCCUUGGUUAUGUUUGACAGUUUAAAUGAGGACCAAUUGGUUGCUUAUAAGACAAUUGUAGAGUGUGUGCAGGUGGGGAAACCGGGCUUUUUUUUGUCUCUGGGUACGGCGGUACU